Eupeodes corollae is the source of this 1875-nucleotide messenger RNA. Its product is annotated as mitochondrial sodium/calcium exchanger protein-like. The transcript is spliced from 10 exons. Gene Ontology annotation, biological process: intracellular calcium ion homeostasis; transmembrane transport; monoatomic cation transport. The coding region runs from base 77 to 1828 and encodes 583 amino acids. Gene Ontology annotation, cellular component: membrane. The record is from RefSeq and is a predicted model, not a curated record. Gene Ontology annotation, molecular function: calcium:sodium antiporter activity. Lineage: Eukaryota; Metazoa; Arthropoda; Insecta; Diptera; Syrphidae.
UUGUUUUUUGUGUUGUUGUUAAAAGUCAAAAUUAUUUAAAAUUUUAUUACAAAAGAAAAAUACUCAAAGCUUUCCUAUGGUUCUGUAUGAGAAUUUCAACACUUCAAACCAAUCAUCACCACAUUUUGAAAAACAUGAAAACUUUGUCAUUGAUUUAAAAUCGCCUGGUUGUACUGUUGUACAAACUCUCAAAUACGAAGACCGAUGCAGAUUUGUAGAAACCACUCAUGAAUGCCAGGAAUAUCAACUUAUUGACUACACCCAUUUCUUCUACUGCACAAUCAAUGCCCGACAUUGGACUGAAGAAGUCUUCGGAGUAUUUCUUUUAUUUCUAGUUUGUCUCUAUAUGUUUGCCUUCGUUGGAACUACCACUGAUAAAUUUUUCUGUCCGCCACUUAAAAUGAUUGCGAAAAAAUUCGGAAUCAGUGAGAAUUUUGCUGGAGUAACACUUCUAGCAUUCGGAAACAGUGUUCCCGAUAUAGUUUCGAGUUUGGUUGGUGUUACAGAAGAAGGUGGAACAUUGUACUCAGACUUGAUGGGAUCAGCAAUGUUCAUAACAGCCUUUAUUUCCGGAACAAUUGUGUGGUUGAAGCCGAUGCAGGUUGAGGCUGCAACUUUUACACGAGACAUUUCAUUUCAUAUUUUAGCUGUGGUUUAUAUCGACUAUGCUAUUAGAAGCAAUCGAUACAUUACGAUAACUGAAAGUGUUAUGAUUCUCAGUAUAUACGUUUUCUAUUUUACAAUUAUCGUCAUGGAUCAGGUGAUUCUAGUUCGAACUUUGAAAAACCUUCAGAAGAAGCUGAAGCAACAAGACAACAUUACUGAUGCUCAAGCCAGAAGGCUUAAAAAGCUCGAAGAAGAAGCUGGAAUCGAAAUUGUCUUCAAGCCUCGUCCUGGUAUGAAACAUUACAUUGGCGAAUCAACUGAAUUAAGUACUGAUGCAACAAAUGAGAAAAUGUUUCUGCAAUUAUUUCGUACCUUGAAUCCAGUCAAUAUCGAUGAUUGGCGUCAAAGUGGAUUUUUUUCCAAAUUUUGCAUUGUCUACGAAAUUCCAAUUAAUAUAAUUCUUUUUACUCUGGUCCCGGCAGUGGAUUAUAAUGUCGAACAGGAUGGAUGGUCAAAGUUGUUAAAUUGCUUGCAAAUUGUCUUAAUGCCUGCGGCUAUAUGUGCAGUGACACUUCAAGAGCAAACGAUGUUUGGCUUUUCAAUGCCAAUUUUUACGAUGUUUUUGACGACACCAAUUUGCGUGGUGGUAUUUUUGAUAACCAAAACUAACAAACGGCCACCAUUCCAUAUCGCCUAUUCAUUUUUUUCAAUGAUUGGUUCGGUUUUUCUUGUUCGAAUUUUCACAAGAGAAAUCAUUUGUGUGAUUGAUGUUGUGGGAAUCAUAACGUUCAAUAGUCAAUCGUUUUUGGGUUGUACUGUUUUGACAUGGGGUGAUCAAAUUGGUGACUUGAUUGCAUCAAUAGCUAUUUCUCAGCAAGGCUAUCAGAAAAUGGGAUUGGCUGCCUGCGUUGCUGGGCCAUUAUUUUAUCUAACUAUAGGAUUGGGUGGAACUUUCUUAUACAAGACAUUAGACAAUGAAGAUCACGUCUUUUUGGUGACUCAAGGAUCGAUGGGAGAAAAUUGUUCAGUAUUCUUGAUGAUCAAUUUAAUUCUAUUCUUAUUUGCUACUUUGUCAACUAAUUUUUAUGUUCGUCGAUCAAUUGGAAUUAAUUUAGUAAUAAUCUAUGGACUAUAUUUUUUUUAUUGUGUACUUGGUGAAUAUCAAAUUAUUCAUUCAUUUGGAACAGAUCAUUCAGAAGAUUAUGGAUUAAUUUACUUAUAACUUUUUUGUUAUGGAAAUAAAUAUUUUUGCAUUUUAAUAAAUACAAU